GACCGGUUUGCAGGACGAUCCAAGAACGGCAUCCAGAACAAUCCAUUCGAAGGGACAACGCGCUUCUUCCCCGCUUGAGGCCUCGUUUGAAGGCUCUAUUUUUUUCGUUUGGUUCGAAAAGAACGUACGUCCAACACUCGGACCAAUCAACAAACCAACGAAGAAGCUAUCGAAUCAACGAAUCAACGAAUCAACGAAUCAGUCAGUCAAUCAAUCAUUCAGCUUCUUGGCAUUCGCCGUUGUUGUCCCCGAUUCCAUCCUCCAUUUGAUAAUAUUUCAUGAGCACGUCUUCCUAGAUACCAAAGAACAGAGAUUGCGAUGUUACGGUGACACGUUCGAUUGGAGAUUGCACAAGGAACACAAGAAGUAAUCUACAGUACACAACACGCACCCGAUCGGAACGACACCGGGCAAGCAUGACACCACCCGACAUCGAGAAGUACGUCAUCCUGGCCUCGGACGCCUCGGAUCUCCGGCUCCAGCAGCAAGCGAACGUCUUUCUCAACCAGUGGGUCGCCUCCAGCAGCGAUGCCGUCCUGGCCGACGCCAUGACGGAGCUCGUCCGGUUGACGCAGCGGGAGGUCGUCCUCUUUUACGCCCUGACGGUCUUCUCGAGGCUCGACCACGCGGGUCCGGAGCGGCGGUCGGCCUUUCGCUCGGAAAUAUUUUCGCAGCUCCUCCGGUCCUCCUCCCUCUCGCAGGGCGACGCCGCCGUCAUCCCGUUGGUUUCCACCGGCAACAACUACCACAACCGGUCCUCCUGGAGCCCCACCUACCUGCGGACCAAGAUCGGGGUGUUGCUGGCACGGUUCGUCCAGCUGGAUUUCCCGCACGCCUGGCCGUCCGCCUUUGACGACCUGCGGGCGCCCCUCCUGCUGCAAACCGAGUCCGACAUUUUCCUGCGGACCCUCGUGGCGCUCACGGACGACUUUGGGAGGGACGAAACCGAGGUCAACACCAAGAUCAAGGACCUGAUGCGGGGCUACGACGACUCGAGCAGCCUCGUCGUCGCCCCGGACCAGAGCAUCUCCGGCCAUCUCCUCGACACGGUCCUGUCGAUACUGGAGCGGGCCCUGGUGGAAACCAGCGGAAGACCGGACGAGCAGAUGCAGGUCUACAGCGUCCUGUCCCUGACGGUUCUCAAGGGGUUCUUGUCGUGGGUCGACAUCACCCUGGUGACGGGAAACGAGAAGGUCCUGCGGUUGAUCUACGCCGCCCUGGCGAAGGGCAGCAAGGUCGACGCGGAACGCGCGGCGGACGCCGGGGUGGUGGCGGUGGAGUGCAUGGAAGAACUCAUCGCCCGGGGGAUGAACGACGAGAAGAAGCUGUCCAUGCUCGUGCACACGAAGGUCUUGGAAAAGAUACACGCGCACGUGGAUUUAGUGACCGUCGACGCCAGCUCGAUCGACGUCGUGAUGGAGGUCGCCAGGUUCAUCAACCGCACCGGCCUGGAGAUCCUUCCGAUUGUUUUCGAGCGGCAGGCACAACAACAGCAGCAGCAGCAGCAGCAGCAGCAACAACAACAGGGCGGACUGGCCGACAGCAACGACGUGGCUACCCUGAACAACCAGCUGAUCGAUUUGUUCUUUCGGUGUUUUGCCUUUGACGACAUCGAUGUCUCUGGGGCCGUCAUACCGCUAGCUGCUUCGCUKGUUUCGCUGUCMGAUCCGGCGCAGUGUCCCAAGCAGCAAGAAAACCUUCUCCCGAAACUCUUGACCAUUACGUACAACCAAAUGAGGUAUCCUCCCGAUUUUCAGUACGACUUUGAAGACGACGACGAAGCGGAGGAGGAAAUGUACCGGACGGAACUCAGGAAACUCAACAAAAAAUUCGUUCGCGCGAACCCCGACCUGUGCCUCCAGUUUACCUGCCAGAUCCUGUCCCAGCUCCCCCUCCCGCUCUCGACCGCUCCAACCCCGAACGUCGAGGUCGCGAUCAGCCUGGUGUAUCAAUACUGCGAGGGAAUCCGACCUCCCCCCGGAAUGAAAGUGGUGAUGCGGAACGAAACAUUUUGCAACCUCUUGGUCGGCCUUCACACGAGCGACAUCACGGAGCAUCCACACAGGGAGAUUUUGAUUCUGUACUACGAAACCAGUGUUCGAUACUACCCACUGCUCAAGGAACGGUCGGACUUGCUGCAAAAAGUGCUGGGCGCAAUUACCGGGACACGGGGACUCCAGCACGAAGACGCGAAAGUAAGAUCCCGAUGCUGUUACUUGUUGCUAAGACUCAUCAAGUCGAUGGGAACCUCGGGGAACAAAAAAUCGGGUGGAAAUUGCUUGUUGCGACCAUACGUGGAAACAGCCGUUUCCGGGAUCCAGAGCCUGUUGGAGAACAAGAGCAUCGAGCUGCGCGUCGACGAUACUCUGAAUCUCUUCGAAACCAUCGGCCUGCUUUUGGGAAAGAAUGGAUUGUCUCCUUCCGAGCAAGGCCAGUACCUGACACAAGUCAUGACGCCGCACGUUCGCUCCAUCGAAACCAUUCUCAAUGACAAGAAACACGAGCUUGCGCAGGAUCCCGAUGCAUACGGAGAAACACUAUCGAAUUCCGUCGCCGCUAUUGCUUAUCUGAGCAAGGGGUUUAAGAAACCACCAAUCGAAGUCCAAAACGUCUUGCUCGAAACGCUCAAGGUUGCGUUCUCGGUUUUAGAAAUGCUACCAAACAACGAAGAAGUCCGCAACAAGACUUACAUAUUCGUCCAACGCCUAAUCCAGUGUUUGGAGGACAAGGUUUUAGAUGUCAUGCCCCGUCUCCUAUUUAUAUUGAUCAAACACUGCAACUCUGGGGAUAUCCUUGAUGUUUCUCAGCUGAUAAACCAAUUGUGCAUCAAGUUCAGAGCGAAAGCCAUGUGUGUUUUGGAUAGCAAUCUACUGCCCUUUUUGCAAAAAUGUCACCACCUCUCCAACACGGUCGUUUCGGAGAACAGCAGUGCGCAGGAACGCCACCAAGGCGAGGAUGCUACGGUUGCACCACACCUUCGCACCGAGGAACUGUCGAUUCAGAAACUUUCUUUUGCCGUUCUGAACCACGUCGUUGCAAACGAUGUCACGGGAGUCCUGUUGUCAUCUGCUAAUGCUUCGAGCCUUGAAGCGAUCUUGCAAUCCAUGAGCGAAGGGGCUAUCAACGUCGAAGAUUCUUUGAUGAAGAAGACAUGCCUAAUUUUCUUUAGGCUUUUGCUCAAUCAAUGGGUGCCAGAUGUCAGAGGCACAAACAUCAGUGGUGGUGCACCAGAGUUCGUUGUUCAGGGCUACGUUACAUUUGUUUGCGAUUCCCUGAUUCCGGGCAUGUUUCAGGUUCUUCUCCGCACGGAUGGUGUAUUUGAUGUCGACGAUGCCAAUGACUUUCGAGUGCUUGUCGAGUUUGCUCGAAUUUUAGAAAUUCUCAAGGCCCGUCUUCCCGAAGUAUCGGAAAACGCAAUCACUAGAAUUUUCAUGCAAAUCCAGCUACCUCCACCAAUGGUGGAUGGUUUCCGUUCUGCGAAUACCAUGAAAGAGCUUGAGGAAUGCUUGCAUGUCUUGGUGCGAAAGAAUCAGGAAUUCAAACAAAACGCUAAAAUAUGAAUCAAUCAUAGUUAAACAUGCUACUCAUAUUCUGUUAUUCUUCAAUAUGUGUAUUUCCGACAAAUGCUUAGUGUU
This is a messenger RNA of Pseudo-nitzschia multistriata, 3635 nucleotides long. The record is from the annotation of a GenBank genome assembly. Lineage: Eukaryota; Bacillariophyta; Bacillariophyceae; Bacillariales; Bacillariaceae.